Larimichthys crocea (large yellow croaker) is the source of this 3659-nucleotide messenger RNA. Its product is annotated as transforming acidic coiled-coil-containing protein 1. Bases 527 to 2029 code for a protein of 500 amino acids. Gene Ontology annotation, biological process: nuclear migration; mitotic spindle organization; cerebral cortex development. The record is from RefSeq and is a predicted model, not a curated record. NCBI's taxonomy places the organism in Eukaryota, Metazoa, Chordata, Actinopteri, Sciaenidae. The transcript is spliced from 12 exons. Gene Ontology annotation, cellular component: cytoplasm.
CUCCCGAGAGCAGAGCGAAGCCGAUGUCUGUUAACCAGCUGAUCGUCCACCCAGACGGAGAGGGAGAGGGGAGGGGAGCAGAGAGAGAAAGAGAGAGAGAGAGAGGGGUGACUACUGAUGCUCCAGUAAUCUGCACUGUGUGAGUCAGUGCUGUGGAGAGCAAAGCAGCAACAGAAACAGCAGCAGCAGCAGCAGCAGCAGCAGCGUGAGACACGUUUCCCUUUCACGAGCGUCAACAGCGCAGAAGAGCAGGAUGGGAAAGCUCAGCGACUAAGCUAGAGGAGGAAGUGAGCAAGCCUUAUAGAAAGCAAGGGAGGCAGAAGCUGUCGCUGGGAGGGAGAGAGACAAGAAGACGGAUCGACAGCUUCUUUUUCGGAGUCUCCUCUUCACAGUUGGAAGAAGGAUUGUGGAAGAUCACUCACCCUGAUUGACAGCAGUGAUAAUCGAAACUAAUCGAGGAGGAGGAGGAAGUUUACUGUUACAUUUCGAAGGUGGCAGCAGGUUUGAGUCUUGACGUGGUGCAGGGAUGUCCUGGUUGUCACCGGUCCAGUGGGCCAAAUGGACUUGGUCAGCAGUGACUGGGGGUGUGGGGGACGAGGGACAACCCAGAUCCAAGGAUGACGGAGCGGACAAUUCAGACUCAGAGGGAAACUUUGAGACCCCAGAGGCAGAGUCUCCAUGUGUUGUGAAUCUGCUGAGCCAGCUGGAAAACUCCAACCACACAGUUCUUCCUGAUGUUGCAAACCACUUUCUGGACAAGAACUUGAAUCAGGAUGUGGGUCCAGUUUCAUCCCAAGAGGUUGAUUCCCUGAACAACCUCACCAGCUCUUCACCUAAUGACAGCAGCUUUGGUUUGGACCAAAACCUGAACCUGACCCUCAGCAACAAACCCAGAACUGGCCCUCUCUCCCAACCUCAAGCCCUCCGGCCCCCAUCGCUGUCCGUGGUUUCCCCACUAAACAAACCCGAUCCUUCGGAGGUGGACGACGAGGCUCCGGUGACGUCUGACUCCAGCCCAGAUUCAAACUUGAUCCCUGGUCAUGAUAUUUGCAUGGAUCCUGACUUGCUUAAUGGCAACAUGAACUCUGACACAGUGCUGUCAAACGCAAAACUAACCUCAGAGACCAACAACGCGAUUAUCACGAACACCUGUAAGGUGAAGCCGAACCAGCCAAUGCAAAAGGACUUCAGUGGAGACCACGCCACAGAUGAGGAGAAGUUGGCGAGCAGCGUCGGUGUCAAACCCGACAAGGACGAAAGCAUUCCAGACUGCCAAGUGACAUCAAAACCUGAGGACUCAGACUGCUGCACUGUGCAGUAUGAGGACCCAUGCAAGCUGAAGAACAAGUCGGGGGGAAGUGAAAUGGAGAAAACAGGAAGUCAAGUCCUGGAUUCCAUCUGCAUCAGCGAGGCGGAGAAACAGGCCAUACUCGCCCUCAUUAGAGAGGAGAUCCUCACCAAAGAGGUGGAAGCCAACGACUGGAAGAAACAGUACGAGAGCAGCAGACAAGAAGUUGAUGAGAUGAGGAAGAUUGUUGCAGAAUAUGAGAAGACAAUCGCUCAGAUGAUCGAGGACGAGCAGCGCAACAACCUGAGUUCCCAGAAGGCUUUGCACGCUCUGACAAAGGAGAAGGAAGCCGCCCUGGCAGAUCUGAACUCUGUGGAGCGCUCCCUGUCAGACGUGUUUCGCCGUUAUGAAAAUUUGAAGAGCACCCUGGAGGGAUUUAAGAAAAAUGAAGAGGUGCUGAAGAAAUGUGCUCAGGAGUAUCUGGCCAGAGUCAAGCAGGAGGAGCAGAGAUAUCAGACACUUAAACUUCAUGCUGAGGAGAAACUUGACAAGGCCAACGAGGAGAUCGCUCAGGUUCGCACAAAGGCCAGUUCAGAGAGCAUGGCGCUCACCGCCAGUCUGAGGAAGGAGCAGAUGAAGAAUGACUCUCUGGAACAAGCUCUGCAUCAGAAGAACCAAGAGAUCGAGGAACUCACAAAGAUCUGUGAUGAGCUGAUUGCCAAAAUGGGGAAAAUAGACUGAGAGACAACUCCCUGUGAAUCAGACACUACCGUCCCCCAGGUCCUGCCAAACAGUGACGCCCUGUGCAUGCCCCCAGCCAAGAAGCAGCUCUCACACCCUUUGCCAGCCUUGCAUCACAGAGAUUGCUUAUGUACAGAUGUCUAAAGUAACUUCCAGUAUACUAUAAUUGCACUACUUGUGAGCAGAAUCAAGAAGAGUCAGUACAUGCUAAUUCUUGUUUGAGUUGGGACUCUGUUACGUGUCUUUUUGCCCGCUACGAGGCCAUCAUGCCAGCGAACAACACCAACCUGCUUGUGACUCAACUUCAUUUAUUUCAGCAGCUUAACAGCUAAAUUCCCAGCAACUCCUCCAACAGGAUGACAUCAUGCAGGCUGGGGUUGUUACAUGUAGGCAUACAGUUUAUUUCAGUGGGUUAGACGAGGAUUGUUUUAUAUGAAAGCAACAAUCCAUUAAAUGUAUUUUUCUAUAAAGUAAAUAAUAAUUUAACUCUGACAGAGCAAAGUUCAGGGGUGUGUUGUGGGGCAGAAUGAGGUCAGCGGUAAAUCGAGCUGCACAAGAAAGGAUUUAGUCUGAGGAAAGGCGUUGGUUCGUUUGGACAUGACACUGAAAUCACAUUGAGUCUGGACCACAUGUCACUAAAACUAAAGCUGCAAAUAAUUCAAGCAUUUGCUUUACUUGGUUUACACUACGAAACAAAGAAAUAUAAUCACCUGACAAUCGUAGACUUUCCUGUGAUUCUAUAAACUUUGUGGCAUUAUCUUGUCCACCGAGUCAAUAAAGUGUGAGAGGUACGUUAACUAUACUGUGUUAAGAGUCCUGGACAACUGGAACAAGUUAAAACAUAGUGAACUCUAUAUUUUCGUUGUAGAUAGAAAUCUAUUAUAAGAUUAGUAAAUGCUGCAAUAUGUCAUAAUCAUUUUUAACCAUCACUGUGUCACAGAUUGAGUGUCCGGUAAUCACAUUUAUCUCCUACACGAAGGAAACUGGCAUCUUUGUAAGAGGUUUUGUCUGUUGCUCAUGUGUGAUGACGAUGCGAGUAUAUACAGCACUGCACUAGUUAUUCUAAAGAUAAAUCUGUUUCUUUGCAUGUUUAUUUUCGUAGCUUCAUAAAUUCUCAAAAUGCAGUAAACAGUAAAACUAGCCGUGUCCAGCACAGUGUUUUAGCAGAGACUUAACAGCUCAGAACUUGAACUGGUUAUGAUUUCAAGCAAGAAAACGUUUCAAUAUUUGCCAUUUUCUAUGGGAAAAAAAUGUUUGUUGAAGGCUCCACACAAACUAUUUGUCUCAUUAUAAUACAUGUAUAAACAUCAUAUGUCAAUACUUGGUCAAAGAAACUCAAACAAGACUAAAAAUAUGUUUUUUUAGUAUCUUACUCAGUUCUAUGAAAUGUUACUGUACCACUAUGUAAACCUCUUUAUGACACAAAACCCACUGACGUGCCACAGUUUAUAUUUGUGCCAUUUUAAUGUGCUGACCUGUAAUGUUGUUUUGCUGCUUUAGAUCCUUUCUUUAAUUAUUGUUUUUGUACAUUGGAAUUGGUGAUCUGACAUUUGUGUCGACACAUUGAGGACUAAGUGUGAACUGGAGUGUACAUUAGCCUGAAUAAACAUAAAUAUAAUUUGUUCUACUA